AUGCCAGCAAACACCGGAGUUUUUUUCAGAGAAAAAGAAACGAAAACAAUUAAGCCUACAUUCCACACUGUUCCGGUCCCACAUGAAGCUGAGGCUAAAACCAAUAAUUUGUGGAAUGAUCCAUAAUCCAUUACAGUAGAGCAGCAGUUUUGUAAUUGGGAGAGAGAUGAGCUUUCAAGAUGUGCAGAAUGGCGGAGGAGGAAAGGGAAAGAAUGCAUCCGCAUCUCCGUCGCAGGCGGUGGCUGCCGGCAUAUUCCAGAUCAACACUGCCGUUGCCACUUUCCGUCGACUGGUUGAUGCCAUCGGAACUGUCAAGGACACUCCCGAUCACCGCCAAAAGCUGCACAAUACGAGGCAACGGAUACUGGGGCUUGUCAAAGACACUUCUGCUAAACUCAAAUCCCUAAGCGAAUCUGAUCGCCACAGCAAUGUAAAUCCCCGUAAGCAGAUUGAAGAUGCCAAGCUUGCAAGAGAUUUUCAAACCACAUUGCAAGAAUUCCAGAAAGUUCAACAGCUUGCCUCUGAGCGCGAGUCUACUUACAUGCCUUCCUUACCAGCGUCAGCAUCAGCAACAGCAACCUCUGCUGCCUCUGCCUCUGCCUCUGGGGAAUAUUUGGAACCAACCAGGGAUGAGUACCGUCAACCUUUCAUUCAGGAGCAAAAGAGACAGGAAGUAGUGCUGCUGGAUAAUGAGAUUGGUUUUAAUGAGGCAAUAAUUGAGGAAAGGGAACAGGGUAUUAAAGAUAUAGAAGAACAAAUUGGAGAAGCUAGUGAAAUAUUCAGGGACCUUGCUGUUCUUGUUCAUGAGCAAGGUGUAGUCAUUGAUGACAUUCAUUCAAACAUUGACAACUCUUCUGCUGCAACGACCCAAGCUAGAGUUCAGCUAGCUAAGGCUUCCAAAGGUGUUAAAACGAGAUCUUCGUGGUGUUGGUGGGUGCUGGCAAUUGUCGUAGUGGUGAUUGUAGUCGUCCUCAUCAUCCUUAUCAUAUAAUGUGCAAGUACAUAUACAGUCUCAUUGAGCCUCUGCGUGACAAAAUGACAAUGGGUGUGUGCCUGUGUGGUGAAUUAUUUGCUCUAAAGACUUUUUGGUUGAGUUUUACUUGGUAUUAGAGUUAGAAAUACAUUUUUGUUUCUGUGUCUUUUACUUUGGGCAGGUUUUGGUUGUUUUUAUUGGCAAAGUAGCAAUCGUGUAACCUCUAUAAUGGUUCUUCAGCUUCCCAGUUGUAAUUUGUUGGUCUUCAAUGUGGAUUACUAGCUUUUGCUUCUGAAUAUUAUGGUUCUGUUUCUGAUUAUUAAAAAGUUUUGAUGUAUUUUCCAGCUAUUUUCGUGCAACUCUGUACGGAGUUGAUGGAAAGAAACUAUAUUGAAGGGAUGACAGGUCUCAAGGGAAAUUGA
Rosa chinensis is the source of this 1395-nucleotide messenger RNA. RefSeq names its product syntaxin-22. The record is from RefSeq and is a predicted model, not a curated record. Lineage: Eukaryota; Viridiplantae; Streptophyta; Magnoliopsida; Rosales; Rosaceae. Gene Ontology annotation, cellular component: endomembrane system; SNARE complex; membrane. Gene Ontology annotation, biological process: intracellular protein transport; vesicle fusion; vesicle-mediated transport. The coding region runs from base 167 to 991 and encodes 274 amino acids. The transcript has 7 exons. Gene Ontology annotation, molecular function: SNARE binding; SNAP receptor activity.